ACACUCACCCAUUGUCUUAGGGCGACUGUGCUUCCUGAAUGUGGUCGUGAAGUGUCCAGCCAUUGUCAUAUUGAAUGAUAUCGAUGCCCCGUUUACUGAGAAGUCCAAAUACGAUUGAAUAUAAAUUGCUCGCCCUUCGGCUCAACAUCAAGCAGAUUGCGGACGAGACUCACUAUGAUGUCCUUUUGGCCUGCGACACUCCUCUUCGCCGUAUGUCUGGCGUCAGCUGCAGAUGCCACGUUAGAAGACGACGUUAGAAAUGGGUCUUCCCCGGCCGUGGCUAUCCUCAAGAGGCUCAAGAGAUCGACCUGCAGGGUGACAGAGAUGAAUUGGCACGUGGAAGGGCUUCGUGAAAUCACAAGUGAGGCCUACAGCUCUGGAAAAGCCAACAAGUACAGCGGUCAGUUUGUACUGAACGGGUACAACGCGAAACUAAACGUUAAAGUGGAACGAUAUGAAGGAGAACUAUGGCUGGGAUUAUAUUUCGGACUCUGCAAAGGUCCCACUGACGAGUUCCUCGCAUGGCCCUUCCGGACGCCCUACACUCUAACUCUUCUCCAUCCAACGAACAAGACGUUGGACAUCUCGAAUACCAUCUCGGAAUUUUUACCCGUCACAUACAAGAACUUUCAGAGACCAACGGACGGUUGCAACAACCUUUGGGGAUUUCCCGAGGUCACACAAGUCUCGGAAGCUGAAAAAGGAGGAUACGUAGUGAACAAUGCCAUCUCUGUUGGUGUUAAGCUCAACCUGUAAAUUAGGAUUAGGAUGAUGAUACCUACGUUUGUUUGCGCCACCAGCCAGUGGCGCCACUCGUUCUCUGUACGCAUACAACAUGUCCACGAAGCAAGUGAUGAUUGCGCAGGUGGUAAUCAAAUAGUUCGGAAGUAAAAAUCGUGACAUUUGCUUUCAUGUUUCACCUGAGAUUUUGAUGUGCCGUCUAAAGCUAUAUCCACUUUCUUUGCUCGAUUUGGCAACGUCUCCCUUAGAGUCGUCGAACGGUUUGCUUUUGGGACCUCCUUCUGGAAAAUAUAUCCUGUGUAAGGAAUUGUCUGUAAAUGGUUAAUAAAGGUGAAAUUUUAAAGAGUG
Ornithodoros turicata is the source of this 1089-nucleotide messenger RNA. RefSeq names its product TNF receptor-associated factor 2-like. The transcript has 2 exons. The record is from RefSeq and is a predicted model, not a curated record. Gene Ontology annotation, molecular function: protein binding. NCBI's taxonomy places the organism in Eukaryota, Metazoa, Arthropoda, Arachnida, Ixodida, Argasidae. The coding region runs from base 175 to 756 and encodes 193 amino acids.